AUGGCUGGCAGUCUCGUUACUUUUGCUAGGUCGGUUGGUUUCGCCCUUGCGAUUGGAACUACUGAUGCGAUAUAUCAGGACCCACGUACAAGGAACCAACAAUUUACGGGACAGGCUACCAAAGAUGAGACAAAUGGUGCGGAUGACUUGGUUAGAGUUACACGAGACGCCGAGACCCCGAAGGCACCUGCUGUCGCAGAUAUACGGGAUUCUCAAACCCACCAGGAGAAAACUUUGAACAAGCGACAAAUAGGUCCUUUUGCGGUUCCUGCAUUUCCUCCGGUAUUUCUUCCGAAUAAGCUUCAGGAAAACGUUAUUGUUGGCUUGAAAACUCCUGAUAACCUG
Cotesia congregata is the source of this 345-nucleotide messenger RNA. NCBI's taxonomy places the organism in Eukaryota, Metazoa, Arthropoda, Insecta, Hymenoptera, Braconidae. The record is from the annotation of a GenBank genome assembly.